Scophthalmus maximus (turbot) is the source of this 4748-nucleotide messenger RNA. Its product is annotated as ADAMTS-like protein 3. NCBI's taxonomy places the organism in Eukaryota, Metazoa, Chordata, Actinopteri, Pleuronectiformes, Scophthalmidae. Bases 1770 to 2411 code for a protein of 213 amino acids. Gene Ontology annotation, molecular function: metalloendopeptidase activity. Gene Ontology annotation, biological process: extracellular matrix organization. The record is from RefSeq and is a predicted model, not a curated record. Gene Ontology annotation, cellular component: extracellular matrix. The transcript has 5 exons.
AUUGUUUUCUUUUCAUUCUCCGUGGGCUGGCAGACACCCCAGAUAACAAAAUAUACGUGGAGGCAGGCUGAAAAGGUGCCUGGAGCAUAAUAUGGGCCCUUUAAUCAAAAUAUGAAAACGCAUAAUUGGCAAAUUCCAAAUCCCCAAAAGGCCUAAAAAAACUAUAUUGAAAACCAGACUUAAAUGUACCUAUAGUUCAAGUCAGCUUCUUUAUAUAGUGGAUUAACUUCAGAUUAACUCCUAACCCAUGAAUAAUAAAAUGCAAAAUGUGUCUGUAAGAGAAUAAAAACAUCUGGAUAACUGUGGUUACCUUGCCUUAAUGCUUUCAACAGGUGGAAAACAUCUCCUGAACUUUCUUCAGUUUAAAAUAUUACAAAUGAAUGUAGCUAGCAAUAAAAUGGCACCACUAUUUGGAUACUCGAAAAUGUAAAGCACUUGUAAUGGUAAGGGUGAUUGUUAUGGUUGGGGUGAGGAUUACAUGGCGGGGAAUCAGUGUGGUUACAGAAUAUAAAGAAAUCCAUUUAAAUACACAAACUUGACGAAUGUACCUGGUCCACCACUGAUCACUAGCGGCCGUGUACAUUACUAACGCUAGAUGGUAUGUGGCCUUUAAAAUGACCACAUACAUCGUAGCAGGCUGUUUCAAAAUGACAUACCAGUGUUUCCCCUAAAUGCAUUCAGCAGCGGGCGGUACACCACUACUGGAUUUUUCCUUCAGAGAGUUGCCAGCCUUGCCACAACUACUAUAACGCCAAGUCUGCAAACCAAUAGGACCAUGAGUAUGCCAAGUUAAGAUUAUAAAUAGUCUGUGCUGAAUGUUGAAGAGGGAUGAUUUUCCUUUUUGAUGCAUCUUUGAGUUGAAUCUCAUUGCGGUUGUUGUCUCAUAUGAUUAUGUCUUUGCUAUAUUAAACUGAAGUCACUGUGGAAACACACAAGGUUUGAAGGCAAAAUGGGAUGAUGAUUUUCUUGAACUUUGAGCUGAUGAGUUCUUCACAUGCACGCUCACACAUUCUUCACGCAGUGGACAGUAUGAUAAGUUCACUGGUGGAAAACACAAGUCAUGCUGAUCAGUGCUCUUCAUUUCUUCUCCUGCCGCUUCCACUUACCACACUGCUCUGUUGAUGGCCCCUCUCAACUCUGUUGCAGAACAAGAUCACAUCAUCCCAAAGUAAAAUCUUCUUUGUUUACCCAUUUGUUUGCUGCAACAGUUGGCCAAGUAGCCAAUGUUUUUUUUAUUCCCAAUCAUAUCCCAUGCCAUGGCAAUGCCAAAGAGGUUCAUCUAAAAUGUCUACAAAAAAUAUUUUGUUGAGGUCAACACACAACAGUAGCCACAUGCAGUUCUAACAAAACUCUAGUUGAUGACGCUAACAAGACAUGGUGGAUGGGCAGUUCGCAGAAGAAUGGAUGGAUAAAUACAUUGAUUUCCAUAAGUUUGUUGUGUUGUCUCUUCCAACAUCAUUAUAGUCAAGUUCUUUUAUGCAUUAUACGGUGCCUUUGCCAGCUGUCAUUGCUCUGCCUCAGGCAGUUUCCUACAUUGUGUUUUUCAAAAUGAGAAAUUAAAAAAUGACACUUCUCAGACAGCGGUUGAAGCUGUUUUCGUCCAAAAGCUCUGAAUUCUGAUAUUUUCUUUUUUUUUUUACAUUUGGGUCCUCAGAGUUUGGCUGGCGUUUUGGAGACUGGACCACAUGCAGUGCCUCCUGUGGUAACAGAGGGACUUGGCUGCGGAGGAUUCACUGUGUCACGCUGGACGGAAAGGCGCUCAGCCCACCAUGUGUCAGCGCAUACCAAAUUCCAUCACGUCCCCUGUUCCCUGCAACAGACAGGACUGCCCCGCCAGGAUGAGCCGGCCCGCGGACACGGAGCAGUACACUGCCAAUAACUGUCCCAUCUGGGUGACCGGUCCAUGGAGAAAGUGUUCAGGGAGGUGUUUGGGCCCCGCCACCACUGUUCAGAGGAGAUCUGUAAUCUGCCAACAUGCCAAUGGCUCCUUGUACACAGACUGCGAUCUCAGAGACAGGCCCAUUUCAGCACGUAACUGUUCCUCAGACCCAUGUGAUGUCCAGUGGCACCCGUGGUCUGUGGGAGUGGCUUCCAGUCCCGCAGGGUGGACUGUGUUCACCGCAGGAGUGGCAGGACGCUUGCUGACCAGCACUGUGCCUGGCUCCUACGGCCCUCCACCUGGCAACACUGCAACACCUCCACGUGUGGGAGCGAAUGCACGGACACCACCCAGUAGCACUCCAGCUGUGCUACUUGGACAUGUACAAACAGAUCUUGUGGCUCAUGUUCACAGGACGCUGACUCCCCCUAGUGGCAGGGAGCAGUUAUACAACACAACAAAGACUGGAAGGAAAACUGCACACACUGUAUGUAACGGGACGAGCUGUUGCUCCAGUUCAUCCACCUUCUAAAAGGAAUAGAAAUGGUGCCUCAAAAGGCCUGGAAGGAAGGAUGGGUGCGCUUCAUUUUUCUGCCAUGAAGAGUAGUGUUCGCCCUGUGGAUCAAAUGGAAAUUCUGGAAUUUCAUAGAAAAAUAAAAAGCAUUUUGUUGCCAGUGGCAAAAAGAAAUUGAAUGUUUAUAAUGUAUGACCGCUCUUAAAAUGUCAGUUCGCUCUCGAACGGGUGUAUCGGUUCACCAACAUCACCCCAAUAACCAGUUAUGUGACCAACUGCUGAUAUCUGAGGUUCAUUUUUUUUCGUUUUUAUUUUUUUUUAUUUGUGAAAUUCAUCAACAGUGUUUAUGGAAUAAGUGAUCUUACAAUAUUAAAGGGGAAUUCUGGUUUAUUACAACGUGGGUCUUAUUUUUUACAGUUUGGACCAUCAGGGCAACAUUGUCAAAAGAGAUGAUGGCCGAAUGCGGAGGAAUAAGACCCCUCUCUGGUGUGAUUGUGAUAAACCAAAAAUUGUCCUUUGAUAGGACUUUUCAAAGGAGGUGACAUUAAUUGUUACAUUAGUCAUCAAAAGGAGAUCAAAAUAGAACAGCUUGUAUAUGCUUUGUGUAAUUUGGCAUAAAUUCAUAGAUACUGUAGUUUUGAAAUUUAGCAAAACUAGGCAAACCAACUAUUGUGGUGCUUUUUUUUCCGAAGCUUUGUCUGAGGGGAGACUGUCCCAAACUUUGAAACCCCCCCCUGCUUUAUUCUACCCCUGAUAACCUGGAGAUAAUUUAUUUAGUGUGGCUGCCAAAAGUGGGUUGUAGCAUUUCCAUUGGGCCAUCUUUCAUCCUGACAAGUUUCAAAGUUGUGCUGUUCUUCUUUGGAAGGAUUUUUUGUGUGCAAAUAAAGCUACAGACACAAACAUAACUACAAGAGCCCCUAUUGAUGACUCAGGUCUUGUCGGCCCCUCAAAACUCAGCAUUUUCUUUUAUAUCUGUAUGGUGACCAGAACAGCUAUGGUUAGGCAAACAAACUAUGGUUUACAAAUAUUUAAAGGUUAGACAACUGAAAUACUUGAGAAUUGGGAAAGUGCGUGGUUAGCGUAUGUCAGAUGUCAGGGUUAAGGGGUUGGAGAGUCUCAAUGUCUCCCUACCAAGAUGUGUGGACCCAGUCAAGAGUCCACUCACCUUGUGGACCCCCACUCGGCCGGGAGGAGCCCCACAGACAGGCCAAGGACAAAAGAGAGAUGGGGAAAAAGGAGAAUCCAGGAGACAAUGAGGCAUCCAAGGAAGAACUUGGGAUUGGACAUCCGAGUCAAGAUGGCUGGGGUUAGUGCAGAACAGUGGUAGGGGGGUUAAAAGCUGAGGCCAAAAAGUGUUCAGGGUCCAAAUGUGCUAAUCUACUUCUGGAGAUAAGAAUGAAUUGGUUGCCAAGGGGACAUUAUCUAAGAUGUUCAACUGCCAUUGAAAUGAUGGCAGUACUGUUGGUUAGGGUCAGGGGUUACGAUCACAAACUCCUUUUAUUCUGCCUGAGAGUCAAACAUGCCGAUCAACAACCAUUAACUCCACACCCUAACUUUACUGGGUGACAAAAAUCCUGUCCUGUGGAGUCAUCCAGUAUGAACAUAAUCCCCCAGGGAUAUUGGCCCGAUGAAGCUCCCAUGUUGACCGAACCAAGCAGGAAGUCCUGUGUAUAAUUCAAAUAGCAAUGUCACGUCAUGUAUGUCCCGAAAGACCGUUCACUCGAGCGAAGGUUGUGAUUUGGACAAGAGAGGAUCGCUGGAGAUUCAGUUGUGAAAGCACAAAUUCAUAAAUCAUCAGCACCAAUCUCUGACUCUCAGCUCUGAUAACUGAGGUCGUUUUUGAAAAAUAAUUUCAGUAUCACGAGGGAAGAAAGGUGAGCUCAUUUCGGACAAAAAGUGGAGCGAGAGGCAUUAACACCGAUUUCGACUGACUGGCCUGUUCAUGUUACCUUCGUGUUGGUCAUCAUACCGAUGUGCUCUAAUGUAAGAUGUCUUGUAUAUACUGUGUUUUGAGUGCAAUAUUGUAUAUUGACGAUGUAGAUCGUGCAAGACUUUCGUUUUUUUACUUAUUCAUGGUCAUGGUGAUAAAAGAAGACCAAGCACUUGUAUAUUUUGAGUGGGUGAUAUGUUUGCUGCCACUUACCUGGUUUAAUUUCCAUGUGUUCAAUCACUGGAGCCACAAUCUCCAGUGUUUUAUAUCUCCAUUGUGAAAUAGCAUUCAGUAACAUCCAUUAUCCAAUGUUUUCUCCCUCGCUACUGAUUUGGUGACUUUAUACUGCAUGAGGUUUUACAAAAAAUCAUUAACUUGCUUUAGAUAACAAUGCAAAGAAUUAAAAGACAAUUUGGUUCACUUCA